AUGACAAACCUCACCACCUACCUAGCCGCAAAAGUCGCCCAAACCCGCAACCCCCCGCCCCACUCCAGCACACCCCGCCCACCCACGACGACCCCCAUCGCACCCACCCACCACUACACAGUCCCCGUCUCAUACCCCUCCCGCCCUUCCUCCGUCCUCUCCUUCGCCUCCCUCGCCUCCCAGCAUAAUCAGUUCGAUGCCCAUCACCACCAUGUGGGCCCGCUCGCGACGUCACCGACACCGACGACGAGGACGAUGAGGAUCGUGUCGCCUGUGUGCGGCCAAGAGGGGGAUGAGGAUGAGGAGGAUGAUGAAGAUGGGUACAGGGAGGGAACGCGUGGGGAGUCGCCUAGGUUCUCACCGCUGCGGGGUGUCUGGGAGGCUCCUGCUGAAACGGGCCAGCGCACGGGCGGCGGUGGGUUUGGCUUUGAUUUUGAUUUUGAUGUUGGGGGCGGUCUGGGGGGGUGGAAUGAGCGGAAGAGUGAAAGUGGGGCUAGAGUGCGAGGGGAGGGGAGGGAGGACGUAAGGCCGAGUAAUGUUCGGGCGGAUGCGGACGAGGAGGAGGAGGAAUGUGUGGGUGGUGGGGGUGGCGAGAUCCUGAGAGAAGGCUGGGUAUGGACGCAAAUGGCCAUGAACUGGAAACGGGUCUACGCCAUCGCCACGAGCUCACCAGGCGACGACGGGGGUGGGUUCUUGAACCAGUACGAGUCUGAUUCCGCAAUGCAACCCCUUCGCACCCUCCCCCUAACCCCCUCCACCCUCAUAACCCCCCACAAACCCCCCACAUACACACUCUCCACCAACCGCCACGAGAUUCGCAUCUCGUCCCCGGACUCGGUGAUGGCAACGGAUACCAUGUCGGAUCAGGCGGGGUGGGUCGCGGCGUUGAGGAGCAUCACGGGCGUGCAGGGCGGGAUGACCGUGAUGGAGGAGGAAGUGAGGCCCGUGCCGAGCGCGCCGGGGUUGGAGGAGAUCGGGAAGGGAGAGGGUAGCAGUGGUCCGGACGGUGCGGAUGCGACUCACCCACCCGGUACAAGCACCACCCCCAACGAAACGACCCCCGUCUUCCGCCGCUCACCCAUCCUCUCCCUCCCAACCGCCGCCGCCGCCGACCCCACCCACAUGCACACCGAACUCGCAGCCAUGAAAGACCUCCUCGUCAAACUCCUCGACGCGCAGAUUCGACACGACUCGGACUCGGCUGCGGACGCUGCGGAGCGGUUUGAGCAGCUGAGGGUGCAGGUUGGGAGUGCUGCUGAUGCUAUGCGGGAGGUUGCGGAGGUUACCAAUCGAUUGCGGGGGGAGAACACGGGGGAUGGUAUGGGAAAAGCUUCACCGACUGCUGCGUCGGUGGCGGAGAUGGAAUCGGCGGUUGCGGAGUUGACCGAGUCGAUGGAGAUGCGGACGAGUAAGAUUGGGAAGAUGGUGCAUGAGUUGCAAUUAAGGAGGGAUCCGGUGCCGGUUGUUGAGGCCUUGUUGGAGAAGGUGGAUGGCAACAUCCCUUCGGCUGCGCUGCAGACUGCUCUUGACUGGCUGAUGAAGACCGUUGGGGAGUUGAAAGACACAACGCAGGCGAGGGGCGAUGGCGAAAGCACGGCGGCGCUGGUCAAAACUAUGGCAGAGUCCUAUGUCGUGAGUCCAGAGCAUCCCAUCGACAUGGCUGCGCUGAAAACCACGCUGACACGGCUGGCUGAGGAGACGGGCGGUGUAAAGGGCGAGCUGACGGCGCUGCGCGAAGGCGAGCGAAGGGUGGUGGAGGUGGUUGAGAAAAGCAAGGGAUUGCUCGAGGAGCUCGUGCGAGAUGGUGGCGGGAACAGGACCGAAGAAAUGAAGCAGCUGACGACGUUGGUGACGGACAUUGCGACGGCUAUCGGGUCCUCCGACACCGAUUCGUCCUUACGGGAUGGGCUAGCCGACCUACGCGCACAGGUCGGAAGCCUGGACAAGACUCACGGCGACAAAACCGCCAGCGCCAUCGACACCAUCGUCGCCGCCGUAACGGGCACGUCCCAGCAGGUGAUUGAAACCCAGACCGGAGAGCUCCGGGCGCUCACCACCGCCGUUCAGAACCUCGAACGCGACCAAAUCGUCAAAUCCGACAUGGCGCCGCUACACGAAGCGAUCACCGCCCUAUCCGCCCAGCUCUCCGCCCCAUCCUCGCCCUCCAAACCAUCAGGCUCCCUAACCCAGGGCCUCGACCGCCCCACCGCGUACAUGAUCACCUCCAUGAACGACAAACUCAUCCACCUCGCCCGCCUCGUCGACCACGUGCAGGAGACCCAAAAGGCCCGGUUCACGAACCUCGAAGACGCCCUCCGCCGGUCCGCGCUCCUCCUCGCCAGCCGCACGCCCUCCCGCUCCUCGCAGCCCGACGACGAGGAGACAGAGACGGACCAGAUGCUGCAGCAGCGGAAGUUGACGGAUAUCCGCAGCUGUCUGGGCGCGAUCGAGGAGAAGGUGGCGCGGAUGGGCAGGGAGGGGCAGAGCUCGAAGGAUGUGCUGGAUGGGCGGUGGGCGCAUGUCGGGGAGCAGUUGAAGUACAUGCAGAGGACGUUGGGGAGGUUGGUGCAGGUCGGGAUGUUUGGGAAUGGGGAGGAGGGCGAGGGUGUGACCAGCGGCGGCGGAGCAGGAUCCAAAGAUGCUUCUCGCAAUACUGGGGGGGCCAACGCCCACAUACACACGUCUGCCGUUGCCACCGCCACCGCCCCCGACGCGACGCUGACAGCGACACUGACCGAGCACCGCCACCUCCUCGCCCGCCUCCACGCCGACAUGGCCGAGAUCAAAGACACGCUCUCCGACGACGUCACCGGCGACCGGCUGCAGCAUCUCGUGGCCAUGUUCGGCAUCUCGCAGGACACGCACGGGAAGGUGGCGGGGGACAUGGACGUGCUGAAGGCGCAGGUGGCGCGGAUCGUUGCUGCCGUCGACUCCGGUUCCACCCCCCCGACGGGGACGGGUGAAGAAGCGAUGGGGCGGAUCGAGACGCAGCUCGCGACGCUGGCCGCAAAGAUCCCCACCCCGCCCCCGCUGAAAGACACCGGGCCCCGCCUGCUCGAAUCCAUCCACUCGUGUCUGGUCAGCUACCUCCCGCUGGACCUGGACGCGCGGCUGACCGCGAUCCAGGACAGUCUCGCCAGCGUGUCGCGCACGCGCACCGUCCACGUCGUCGAACCCGGGCGGGCCGACUCGAACCUCACGAUGCUCGCGGACCUCACCCAGCGCGAACGCGCCACGACCGCCGCGCUGGACUCCAUCCAGCACGCGUUGGCGCGGAUGCUGGAGUGCAUGGACGCGUGCGGGAUCACCCGCGGCGGGAGCGUCGCCCGCUCAUCGGUGUCCGCGAUGGACGUGACGGAGCUGAGGGAGAUCCGUGCCGCGGUGUGCGAGGUGCGCGAGAUGGCCAGGCGCGGGUUGGGUGCUUCGCCUGCAUGUGCAGGUUCCACCCCGUCGGCCGCAGCCCUCGAGUCCGAGACAGCGGCCCUGCGCACAGCCCUCUCCACCCUGCAGGACACGCACGCUUCGCUCGCCGACGAAAUCGCUCACCUCCUCGACCAGCGCCACGCGCUGGCGAGGGAUAUCGCCGCCAUGGAGUCGCGGAAGAUCGAGCUGGGUGCUGAUGUGAAGGGCGAUGGGAGGAAUGGGGGGGCGGGUGUGCGACGGCCGAAGAGUGGGCAUGUGAUGGUGAAUCGGCGGAUCUCGUGUCCGCCCGGGAUCAGGGUUGGGGCUGCAGCUGGGGCCAGGAUUUGA
Messenger RNA from Fimicolochytrium jonesii, 3750 nucleotides. RefSeq lists its product as uncharacterized. The record is from RefSeq and is a predicted model, not a curated record. Lineage: Eukaryota; Fungi; Chytridiomycota; Chytridiomycetes; Spizellomycetales; Powellomycetaceae. The coding region runs from base 1 to 3750 and encodes 1249 amino acids. The transcript has 3 exons.